AUGGCACGGGAAGCCUAUUCAGGAGUCAUGGCUCAGUUUGGUCACCGUAUACUUCCUAGACACCAUCCUUAUACUCAAUUCGUCAGUCGUGUAGCCAAACGGUUAAUCCGUGUUUCUGGUAUGGAUAAUGUUGCUUGGGAAUUCUAUGUCAUUGACUCUCCUGAACAAAAUGCCUUUGUAUUACCUGGCGGUAAGGUGUUUGUAUUCACUGGUAUACUUCCUGUAGUAGAGAAUGAAGAUGGUAUGGCGGCAGUUCUAGGACAUGAAAUCUCUCAUCAAGUAGCUCGACAUAGUUCAGAACGCUUCAGUUUUGAAAAGGUACUCCUGGCGAUACAAUUUGGUCUAUUAUUCUUUGGUAUUGAUCCUCGACUCUUCUUCAACCAUUUGACCAUGAACCUAAUGAUGUUGAAACCAUUCUCUAGAAAAUGUGAAAGAGAAGCUGAUACUAUGGGAUUGGAAUUGAUGGCUCAGGCAUGUUUUGAUCCUACACAAGCUGUCAAUGUCUGGCGUCGAAUGGAAGCUUCCGGUACUGCUCGUGGAAUCCCUGAGUUUGCAAGUACUCAUCCAAGUCAUAAAAACCGUAUUUCCUAUUUACAAGAAAAGGUUAGAUAA
This is a messenger RNA of Halteromyces radiatus, 612 nucleotides long. RefSeq names its product peptidase M48. NCBI's taxonomy places the organism in Eukaryota, Fungi, Mucoromycota, Mucoromycetes, Mucorales, Cunninghamellaceae. Gene Ontology annotation, cellular component: mitochondrial inner membrane. The record is from RefSeq and is a predicted model, not a curated record. Gene Ontology annotation, molecular function: metalloendopeptidase activity. The coding region runs from base 1 to 612 and encodes 203 amino acids. Gene Ontology annotation, biological process: protein quality control for misfolded or incompletely synthesized proteins; mitochondrial protein processing. The transcript has 2 exons.